AUGAGCAAGCGAGGCAAAUUUGAGUGUGGUUCUAAAAUUUUCUGUGACAUUUUAUUUGAUUCUGUCGUGUGGCAUCUCGUGCCUUUAUUACUCAUACACUUCCUCAGAAUCGACUUUACCUUAAUUCCAUCGCCAUGGCUCGGGGAUUUCGCUGACGUCUCUUGUUCUCAACAAUCAAAUAUUGAGGAAACUGAGCAAGCAUUGAAAGGAAAGGAUGAGGUGAUUGCGGACAAAGAGAACAUAAUAAAAGGAAAAAUAGAGAUGAUCAAGUCACUGUCAACUGAAAUUGGCCUCUUUACAGGUUCGGGAUAACCUGGCAACGCUACUUGCUUUGUGUUGGUACUGGGAUACUCAUGGAGUUGGAUCCAAGGUCUGGUUCACCUUCAGCUUUGCUAACUGGUCAUCGUUUCACCGUAAAUUUAGUUUCCUC
Molecule: messenger RNA, 430 nt
Organism: Solanum stenotomum
Lineage: Eukaryota; Viridiplantae; Streptophyta; Magnoliopsida; Solanales; Solanaceae
Exons: 4
Coding region: 1-312 (103 amino acids)
Source: RefSeq, a predicted model, not a curated record